GACAAUUCACGAGAUUGAUGGACUGUUUAGAAGAGAUAUAAAUCAUCUGGAACUCGGAAAGAUAUAUUUAUUGUAUAACCAAAGAGCUCCAAACACCAUUGCAUCCUAAUCGAUCAAAAAAUCUGUGAGUUCCAAUCGCUUCCAUUUCGUCGUAUUUCCUGCUUACAUCCAGAUUAUUUUGUCAAGCAAAAACAAACUAUUUCGUCAACCAGUUAUAUUUUUGUUUCUAGUUAGUUUGGGAUAGGAGCUUACACCACCAACUAGAUUUUCACGAGCUGUGGUCACUUAGUCACUUCAUGUUACUUCAGUCGAUCGACUGUAACAGCAUGACAUUUCUUAUCCCAUACCAUGACAAAACAACACUUCAAGGCUCUCAGGUAUCGACCGAUUGUCUAACCGAAGCCAGUCCAUUAUGUGAGGCUAAUAAUUCGACAGAUUCCACAACUCACUAUAUCGACAUACUUUCAGUUUCUAUGCUUUCACUGUUGCUUCAAUGAAGGUCAAUUUUCAAUUGGAAGAAACCGAUAGAAAAUUCAUUAGAAAUCAACAACUACAUAACUUGAAUUGGAAUUUCAUGUAGUCUUCUGAUUUUAUUAAACAGAUAACACCUUGUACAUAACGCAAACUAUCCGUAAACAUGUGGUUUAGCAUUUCUUAUCUCUGUCUCUCUCCCUCCGUCAUUUAUUUCUCCGAGUUAUUUCCAUGUCUAUGACAAGCAUGAUCACAUUUUGGUGAUUACAUAUCGAUUUGUCUCUCACUGAAUUUGAUUAGCACCAAUAAUCUGUUCACGAUCUGUUACAGUGGAUGCAUAGUUCAAUAAAAUGUGUCAAAUUUAUGAGAGUAGAUCAGUAAAUGAAUAGAUAAACAAAGAGAACUGAAUAGAUUGUCUGGAGGGAAACAGAAUGGCUCAACUAUUGAUUAGAAUACAGAAAAUUAGCUCGCACUUCGAAUACGUAAUAAUUUCAAGUGGCUGAUCCAUACAUUUGUUUCUUAAACAGAUUUACAAAAUUGAGCAUUGAAAUCAGAUGUUACUGUGUGACUGGUCUGAAGUCGAUUUGUAUUGUGGCAGUUAACUUUCUAGCUUGCAUUAUUCAUAUUCGAGUUCAAGUGUUUCAGCAAUGAGACGUCGGUGAACUCAUUUGAUCACCUGGGAAGUUAACUCUGAGUCAACAUCCAAUGGACAAUAUCCAUUAGUUAUGAUCCCCGGAACAGCUGGGUGUCAAGCUUUUGCCGUGCUGAAGAAUGAUCCCAAUCAUAAAGCGCUACCUGUAUGGUUAAAUUUGGAAUUUUUUGCGUUUAUAAAACAUUUUACUGAGUAUUUUAAAUUACAGUAUGAUCCAAAAACUGGUCAUAGUUAUGAUGCUGAAGGUGUUGACAUUAUUUUUCCAGGAUGGGGUGAAACAUGGUCAAUUGAGAAUCUAGAUGAAAGACCAAAUAUGUUUUCUGAAUAUUUUGGUUCAUUGGUUAAUGCUCUAAGAAAAGAUCCGUUUUAUGUAUCAAAUUUUACAAUGAGAGGUGCACCAUAUGAUUUUAGAAAAGCCCCAAAUGAAAACGGUGAAUUCUUCAACAAAUUAAAAGCCUUGAUUGAGGAAACUUAUGAAAAUGCAAAACAAAGACCCGUUGUCCUACUACCACAUAGUAUGGGAUGCUUAUUUGCUCAGUGGUUUUUGAAAAAAUGCGAUAUUCCAUGGAAAAAGAAGUAUAUAAAAUCUCUGGUGUUUUCCAGCUGUCCAUUCGGGGGUUCUGUGAAAACAGUGAAGAUUGAAGCUAGUGGUGAUAACUUUGGGGUAUUUCUGCGUAGUCCAUUAAGUUUUCGACACGUUCAACGUUCUAUGCCAUCUCUUCCUUUCUUAUUUCCUGAUUCUCGUUUAUGGCCAUCAUCGGAGCCACUUAUUAUCACACCUACAACAAACUAUAGCUCAGCUGAUUACGAGCGUUUCUUCAAAGAUAUAAAUUACACUAUUGGCUACCAAAUGUGGAAAGAUACUCACUCCCUUGUUGAUGGAUUGGAAAUGCCUACUGGUAUUGAUGAUAUUUAUUGUAUUCAUGGUUCACGUUUAUCCACUACCGAAAAAAUUUCCUAUUCUGCACCCAGUUAUUUUUACAGUGGUUUCCCAGAUCAAGUACCCUUAUUAAUUCCUGGUGACGGAGAUGGGACAGUCGGCAUACGAAGCUUAGAAUACUGCAAAAAUUGGCCUGGAAUUAAAUAUUACAUAUUACCUGGAGCGGAGCAUGUUCGUAUUCUUAGUGAUGUAAGACAUAUUAACAUUAUUCUCAAAAUUCUUAAUGCAAAUAUAACUCAUGGAUAAACAUCAGAUUUUGAUGUCUGAAGAUAAACUACUGGAUUAAGUGAACGUUAUGUCAAAUGAAGCCCAUAAACUAAAGAAACGUGUCGAAACAAGUAUUAUUAACAUUGAGCAGCUGUUUUUUGUAUUUUCAGUUAUUUACUGAACAAAAAUAAUGCAACUUGACAUACUUAAGAAAAUCAAAGUCUUGGUUUGCUGUACUUAUGGUUCUCAUUGUCAAGCUUAGCUCAAUUUCUGAUUAUGUGAUUUAACUGAACUUACUGUAAUAUGAUUAAUUGAGUUCUAUGGAGAAUGGGUGAUUUUCAUUGGAUGAUUCGUACUGUAGCUGUAUAGAAAAUUCUUGGUCUGUUCAACAAUUUGGGGAAAUGAAUUUUCUAUAUGACCAAACUUUAAUUAUUGGUGAAUAGAGACAAUCAGUUUUGUUGAACUAAUUUUCAGGAAAAGUUAGAAUAUUAGUGGUCUGAUUUUUUAUUGAUAAAUGGAUUUUAAAGUAAGUCAAUACUGAACGGUCAUCUAAACACAUUGAACAGUUAAUCUUGUGUUCGGUGUGAAUGAAAGUCAUUUGAUGUAGUAUGUUAACGAGAUAUCACAUAUGAGACGUAUGUACUUGUGUAUGAUUAUUAGUAUUAAGAAUUCAGUGAAGAAAUAUAUACUUUAGAUAUUGACAUAAACGUUUUACCUAUUACCAAAGUGAAAAUACACAUAGUGAAGCUAUUAUAUAGACGCAUGCACUGACAACAAAUAGUAGAAUAACGUCUUUUGAUGUCAGUUGAAAUUACUUACAGAUAUAAACCCUGUUAAACUGUUUAAAUAGUUCAUCUGGUCCACCUCGUUUAACAUUUUGAUUUUGCAUGAAAUUUAAGUUUAAAAAUGUAUGGACAAGCAUUCAGUGUAAAAUGUCACUGAGAUUAUUCCAAAGGCAGUUAUUACUUUGAUUAUCACUGAAUACUGGGGGAUAUAUAUUUUCGAAAAAUUUAAGAAUUUAAACUUUGAAAACUCCGAAUUAGUACAAUUUUUUAGUUAAAACCAUAAAAGUUUUAAUUCGUAUCAUCAGACUUUUAAUAAAAUAAUGGUAAUCAUUUUGUCGUCGCA
Molecule: messenger RNA, 3398 nt
Organism: Schistosoma mattheei
Lineage: Eukaryota; Metazoa; Platyhelminthes; Trematoda; Strigeidida; Schistosomatidae
Source: the annotation of a GenBank genome assembly